CUAAAAUUUGUUGUCCAGUGUAAUUGACAGUUGCAGUUGGGAGUUUAUAAAUUGCUACUGAACUGCAACCACUAAUUGCAAGGACCAGCUGCAACGACUAACGACCAACUGAGAAUUUAUAAAUCGGCCUUAAAGAAGAAUUUCACAUAGAUGUGGCUUCAUUACCCAGAGAAACUCGGGAGAUUACCCCAUCGCUGCAGGUUGUCAAGAACUGUUGAAAAACGUCAAGAGCCUUUUGGCAUAAACGUCACACUGACAACAAACAAAUUUACGGUAAGACAUGUCUAGGAAAAAAGUGAUAGUCAGUCCCAUUUCACAAAGGAACAUUUUGAAAAAUUUUGGAUACGAAGCGGGAAAGGUAUUAGGAACGGGAACGUACAGCAAAGUGUAUGUUGUCACAGAUCAGACGCGGAAGAAGCUUGCAUGUAAGGUAGUGAGGAAAAAAGAUGCUGGGGAUGCAUUCAUUACCAAAUUCCUGCCAAGAGAACUGAAAAUCGUAGCAAAUAUAAAACAUCCAAACAUAGUGCAAGUUUACCAGGUAAUAGACACCAAACAAUCCGUUUACAUGCUUAUGGAUUUCUGUGAAAAAGGAGAUCUGUUGGAGUACAUCCGAAUGCACGGUCCAUUUGCAGUAGAAAAAUGCAAAUCAAUAUUUAAACAAGUCGUUGAUGCUGUUCACUAUCUUCAUAAUCUGGAUGUCGCCCAUAGAGAUAUCAAAUGCGAGAACGUAUUUUUGACACAGAAGGGUUCUGCAAAGUUAGGUGAUUUUGGAUUCUCAAGGUAUUGUAAAGACAAAGCUGGAGAAGAUCUUAUGUCGAAUACGUUUUGUGGUUCAAAGGCCUAUGCUGCACCUGAAAUACUACGAGGACAGUUUUAUGAUCCUAAGAAGUAUGACAUCUGGUCCUUAGACAAGUUGCCGCUGAAAUUUAAGUAUGGCGCAACAGGUUUCGCACCCGAUUGUUCAACACUUGGUUCAGCAUGUAACAUCAAGAAAUUUUGCAGUGGAAUGCUCAGGUUGAAUUGUAGGAUUAUCAUCAGUUUUUUCCGGUGUAGUUCUUUAUGUAAUGCUGACAGCCACAAUGCCCUUCGACGACACACGUCCGAAACAGAUGCUGAAGAGCCAGCUUAGCAAUUCAAUCAAAAGAGUGACCGCAUUCUGGGAUGACUGUCCCAAGAACGUGAAAGAUCUACAGGUCGCUUUACUAGAACAAGACGUCAAGCAAAGGAUAGAUAUCGCGAAUGUAGUGGAGCACAGCUGGUUCAAGGGGGAUGCUAUAAGCAAAAUUAAGCAACGAUUCUGAAAGUGGCUUCAAAAAUCAACCAACAAUUGCAUAUUUGUACCUACUAAUUUAAAUGUAACUAGUGAAAUACAAAAAAUAUUCCAGAAAUUAA
Molecule: messenger RNA, 1392 nt
Organism: Acanthoscelides obtectus
Lineage: Eukaryota; Metazoa; Arthropoda; Insecta; Coleoptera; Chrysomelidae
Source: the annotation of a GenBank genome assembly